GCGUGCUGCCCGGGAUGCUGCAGAUGUCGACGACGAACGAGGCUCCCCUCCGCGAUGGCGCUGACGUACUGCGGCGCGCGCGACGCCAGUACCGCACGACCUGGGCGUGAGCGUCCGCGGGAAGUGCAGCACCGGGGUUAUGAAAGAGUGUGGGGGACGUGCGCGCCGAGACGUUGUGUGUGUAGAAGAUCUCGUUUGCUGGAAGACGCCAGACUCACCUCUAGAGCGUGCUCGGCAUAGGUGUACCUCAGUUCAGAUGAGGAGCACGGUGGACCCACAGCAUAUGCUGGGGGAACGACGGGUGUGGCGAG
Molecule: messenger RNA, 311 nt
Organism: Fomitopsis serialis
Lineage: Eukaryota; Fungi; Basidiomycota; Agaricomycetes; Polyporales; Fomitopsidaceae
Exons: 3
Coding region: 55-240 (61 amino acids)
Source: RefSeq, a predicted model, not a curated record